AGUCCAUGCAAGAUAAUAAACUGAGAUCCAUGUAAGAGGUCUGUUAGAUUGAUAGAUAGAUAGAUAGAUAAGAGAGAGAUGGGAAGGUCGGAGAUGGAUGGUAGGUGCAAGAGGCAUCCAGAGAACGGGCAGUCCAAAGGGGUGUGCCCCUUCUGCCUCAGAGAGAGGCUCUCUCAUAUUUCAGCCCCUUCUUCUACAAGUACCACCAACGCUUCUUUCACCUCUUCAUACUUUUCUGACUCCAAUCUCUCUAAUUCAACUAACUCCCCUCCUCACCAAGACACCAAGAUCACAUGGCUCUCCCUUCUACUCAAAGGAAACCCUGGCAAAUCCGAACCACUGAGGAAGAGUCGAUCCUUGGCUUUUGUGAUGAGAGAGGAAGAGAAAGGGAUGCAGAAAGCAGAGGGGAAGAAGGAGAAAGACAAGAAGAAGAAGAGGAAGAAGAAAGGAAAGUUCUGGUCAAAGCUGAUGAUUGGUUCAGAGAGUAGAAAGAAGGAGAUGGACGGAAGCUUGUCGCACUCCAAGACCAUGAAGGAGAAGCCUUCUGCCAAGUGGGUAUUGUUCUGAUCCUCUUCUUGUUUCAACUUGUAUAGCGGCAAUAAGAUAAAGCAUCACCAAAAAGACUGAUUCUUAGCAUGAGAAGCUAUAGUUGUCGUGGAUAUGUGAAAUUUAAAGGAUUGUAUGUGAUGAGAAACCUUCAUCUUUUGAGCAUGAGAAGGUGGAGAACUUCUAUGUAUUCAGAAUUUGAACAAUUUGUAUGUCAUCGUUAAACUCUAUUUUGUAGCCAGCACAAGCUGACUGGGUUUAAUUUUUGAUAGUGCUGACAAGGUUUAGUGGAGAUCAGGGAUUCUUAAACUUUUGCUUGCUUUAAUUUUCUUGUGCGGAUCAUUACUUGUUUAAAUGUGCUGCCUCUUACUCUCUGUAGCUGUUUCUUGCCUUUUGCGCAAUGGACGCCUAAGGUACAUUCCAACAGGUAAAUUUUUAGCUGUGGAUGGUGCAAUACAGAGUAAGACAACCACUUCUAAAUCAUACAACUAUAUCUUCGACACUGAUUCCUCAAACC
Molecule: messenger RNA, 1063 nt
Organism: Elaeis guineensis (African oil palm)
Lineage: Eukaryota; Viridiplantae; Streptophyta; Magnoliopsida; Arecales; Arecaceae
Source: RefSeq, a predicted model, not a curated record